AAAAGAUUGAGCUUCCUGUAUGCAUGUUACGCUGUCUUUCAUGACAAACAUCAGAAAACUUUACACAAGAUUCAAGUAGAAAGGUUGAGGACGUAGUUGAAGUUGGAAUGGCCUGGAUAAAUUGGAUGGAAGGAAAUUUGUUUUCAAUCGAGACAAAAACUUCAUUGUAUAUUGAAACGUUUUUAAAUGCACCGUCUGUCAAUGUGUCAAAGAAAACUCAGCAUGGUUAUGUACCACAAGAAUAUCUAACUAAAAAAGUCAGCAAUGAGGGCAUUGGCUUCCUUUUGCCUUAUGACUGCGUUUUCUCAUAGAUUGUUCUUCUAAGUCCGCCAAAGACCAUACGAUGGGCAAAAAAGUCGAAGUGACUAUAACAGAAGGGACUCUGAGAGGAAUGCUAAGUAAAGACUAUCACGAUGGCGUUUUUUACUCAUUUAUUGGAAUACCUUACGCAAAACCACCGAUAGGCGAACUGAGAUUCAAGGCUCCAGAACCAGUGGAACCAUGGAAGGGUGUAAAAAAUGCCACGAAAGUUGGAGCCGAAAGUCCCCAGUACAUGAAAAUCAUGAUGGGGAAGGAGGAUAACUGUUUAAAUCUGAACGUAUUUACCAAAGAGCUAAGCCAGGGACUGAAAAAGCCUGUUAUGGUAUUCAUACACGGAGGGGGUUUCGUCAGUGGAUCUAGCCGCCCAGAUCUCAUUUAUGGUCCAGAAUUUUUGAUGACGGAAGAUAUUGUGCUGGUUACCAUUAACUACCGUCUGGGUAUUUUAGGUUUCUUGAGUCUGACAGAUCGUUCUCUAAAUGUCCCAGGAAACGCAGGUAUGAAAGACCAAGUAAUGGCACUGAAAUGGGUGCAAAAAAACAUUAAGUAUUUCGGUGGUGAUCCAAAUAAUGUCACCAUUUUUGGAGAAAGUGCUGGUGGAGCAGCAGUGCACUUUCUGGUAGUAUCGCCACUUGCCAAAGGCUUAUUCCAUAAGGCAAUAUGUCAAAGCGGCUGUGUUCUGAAUCCAUGGGCUACUGGAGUGCCAAACGGUGUAGAGGUAGCUAAAGCGAUGGGCUACCGUAGUGAUGCUAGUGAGGACUAUAUAUUGAAGAGAUUGAAAAGUGCCAGUGUCAGCAGGAUUAUGAAAGGACAAAACAAAUUUCAAAUGAAUUUCAACCCGAACCAUGUCCGCACAGUGUCAGUAGUUGUAGAAUAUCCCCAUGAAGGAGCCUUCUUGACCCAACAUCCUCUUGAAAUUCUUAAAGCAGGAAAACAAAAUCAGGUACCGAUGAUAAUGGGUUACAACUCUCUUGAAGGCCUUUUCUUCGAAUUAGUUGGCAGAAUUUGCACAUUUCCAUACUGCCGCUUGCCAAACUCCAUGGAAUCAGAUAUUCCGCAUAAUUGUGACGUUGAUCCUACAAACACUAAGCUGGUAGAUAAAGCAGCAAAUGACAUAAAAAGCUUCUACUAUAAGGAUGAGAAAGUUUCCAAGAGAAAUAAACAAAUCAGGUACCUGAUCACCAACGAUACGGUAUUCAUGUAUGGCAUUCAAAAGUCGAUCCAGUUGCAUAAGAAAACUGGCAGCACGCCCAUAUAUGCAUACAGGAUGAGCAUUGAAAGUGAUUUGAACGUGUGCAAAAAGUUCGCUCAAGCCAAGAGUCCUACAUUUUUUACCUGCAUUUUUGGUAUAUCUCUACUUACAGGAAGUUCCGGAAUCGGAAAGAUAGCCACCAGCAUGAAGUUACAUAACUUACCCGGAGUCUGCCAUGCAGACGAUUUAUUCUAUCUAUUCAAAGCGAACCAUUUGGGCAAGAUACAGAAAGACAGCGAACUGGAUAAGUGGAUACAGAGAUUUGUGAAGCUAUGGACUAACUUUGCCAGGACCGGAAAUCCAACACCCGCACCAGGAAGCGAUUUGGUACUAGAGAGGGCAGUAUGGAAACCCGUUGGGAGCACAGACAUCGAUUUCAUCUUCAACAUUGAUCAUGGCCUGCGUUGCACUGGCUUGGACGCGGCCGAGAUGGAAAGAAUGAAGUUCUGGAACAAGUAUCACACCAACUUUGGAGUGUAAUGUGCUCUUUGUAUAUGAUGGAUUUUAUCUUGUGAUUAUUUUAUACGUAAAUGUAUACCUAAUUUUUAUUUAAUUAAAUGUGUAUGACAUUAAAUUAUAUAACAUCCGUUCUUCGUCU
Messenger RNA from Acanthoscelides obtectus, 2168 nucleotides. The record is from the annotation of a GenBank genome assembly. NCBI's taxonomy places the organism in Eukaryota, Metazoa, Arthropoda, Insecta, Coleoptera, Chrysomelidae.